This is a messenger RNA of Oikopleura dioica, 1152 nucleotides long. The record is from the annotation of a GenBank genome assembly. NCBI's taxonomy places the organism in Eukaryota, Metazoa, Chordata, Appendicularia, Copelata, Oikopleuridae.
AUGAGAGUUUUUGCUUUCGCCUUUGCUGGCGUCAUGAGCCAGGAUCCUAUGCCGUCGCUCCCUCCAUUGCCUACUGAUCCGACUCCGGUGCCGACAAUGUCUUCCACAACAACAACGACUCCGGCGGACAAAGUAACCAGGGAAGAGAGAUGCGGAAACUUACCUUAUCAUUUCCAAAAUGGCCCGGAACCGACUGGAAAAGAUCUUUGUCCUUCGUAUUCGUGUUAUUCUUGCUGCGACGACGCGAAAGUUUCCACCGAGUUCAACAAAUUCAAAAAUGUUGAUGGAAAAUUGACCAAGUACGGCAUCUUCGACUUCUCCGGCUGCGACGCCCAAGGAAACAAAGUCCAAAAUGCCGGAAUGAGUUCUACAUGCCAGGCGUAUGUGCAGAGCAAUUUCUGCACCUCCCAGUGCUCUCCCAAUAUUUACGCUUUCCAGAGGAAUCAAAGCGAAAGGGUUCAAAUCCAAGCAUGCCGGGCAUUCUGCCAGUCCUUCCUCGAAGCUUGCCAGAAUGAUUACAUUUGCUUCAAUCCUGAAGGCCUUGGUGAAUAUCUCAAUGAUCUGUACUACAACGGCGGAGUUGUCGAUGGAAAAGAUUAUUUGAUUACCCGUUGUGAAAAAGACUAUGACUGUAUCAAGAUUUCCGAAAGUUUCAUCGCCAACAAACCAGAUUUGGGCGCAAUUCCGGAUGGUCCGCUCAAGCAAAAGCUCAAAGAAAAAUUUGAUGAAGUGCCAAAAGAACCCAGCUCAGCCCGAUUUUGCGAUAAAUUUACCAGUGGACUUUUCCGAGAAAGUAAUGAUGAUAAUAUUUGCGUCGAUCCUCGACAAGAAACUUCAAUCAUCAAAUUCAUCAAGGAUGUCAAAGAACCUGCAUACAACAAGGCUCAUCCUGACGCACCAGUGAACUUCCCUGUCUCUGAGCCUUGCCCAACUGGACUGUCAACCGGAGCUAUUGUUGGAAUCGUCAUCGGUUGUCUCGUCGGAGUUGGACUCAUUGCUGGACUUGUCUACUACUUCGUUGCUGGAAAAGGUGGCAAUGAUGACGGCAAUGGCGAUUACAAUCCUGGAAAGCAAUCAUCAGGAAGCAUGGUUAGCGAAAGCACUCGCCAGAAUGAAGAUCAAACUGAAAUGACACCAACACAAGCUGUCUAA